Molecule: messenger RNA, 1772 nt
Organism: Trematomus bernacchii (emerald rockcod)
Lineage: Eukaryota; Metazoa; Chordata; Actinopteri; Perciformes; Nototheniidae
Exons: 7
Coding region: 147-1643 (498 amino acids)
Source: RefSeq, a predicted model, not a curated record
GCUGAUGAACCACUGACGGACAGGCAAAGUGAGGUACAGAUUUUCGAAGAUUUCCGUUUUGCUGCAACUGGAUGAAGUGGACUUGGACGCCUGUUGGUCACUCCCAGGACAUUCUUGCUGAAAUAAACCUGUAAAAGUGGUCUACAAUGCUGCUAAGAGUCAUCAUAUCCCAAAAUGAUAUCAGGCGCCUCCGGAUUGAAAAUAUACCCACCAGCAUUGAGGGGCUGAAUCUGGAGUUAAGAACAAACCUAGGCCUGACAGGUGGAUUCAUCUUACAAUUUGAGGAUCCUGAUUUCAAUAAUCAGUUGUGCAACUUGACAGACAUCAAGGACCUUCCUGUGGAGCGGGCAACAUUAAAAGUAUUGUUCACAACUGAUGUGGAUGUCUCAGAUUCCACAUUGGACACAUGCAGCCUUCCGUUGGUCAGCAGUGGGGAUUCUGUUGAAUGGCCAAACCCCUUCCCAGUUCCACAGUUCUCACAUGACGUGGAGCUUCUGCUGAAACAAGCUAAUUUUCGGCAUGCUAAGGAUGGAAGUGUGAUGGUGAUUCCUAAGGGUGUAAAGACUGAUAUCCUUGACACGCUUGCAGACGUUAUGUUCAAAAUAAAUGCCUAUCCCGAGAAACGGCACUAUGAGAUUGUAGUAAAAGCACUUGUGGAGAAACAUCCCGGCCUGAAGGACCCAGGGCCCGAAAAAGGAUGGCAAUCCUGGUUUUAUAGCCUAAAGUUCAAACUGGGGAACUAUCGGCAGAAGUUGAGUGCCGCAGGAUGCCAUGAAGUGGUAGUAAACAAACGAAAAGGAGUGGAAGCGAAGGGGAGUCGUCAUAAAAAGCCGAAGAAGGGUGAGGUCAACUAUUGUCCAGAUCUCCCUGAAGGACAGAGUACUGAUGACAUGGAAGAGAAGCGUCAACAAAUGGAGAUGGAAAUGCACAAAAAAGACCCUGAUCACCAAUUAAUUGAAGCAUUGAUGAGUGAUACAUUUUCUCAGCGUCGGAGAGAGAUCGUUGGAGAUCAGCCACUGAUCACAGAAGUAAAGUCCAGGUGGCCAGCUCUGUUCAGUGAGAGACAGAUUCAGGCAGAGUUCCAGAGAAUUGUCACUACGGACCUGCUUUCAUCGUUUCUGGAUGGACUUGAUGGCCUGGCCCCAACAUUGCUGGAGGUCUACAAAGGUGCGUCCAGCACUGGAAAGAAGCCGGCACUAAAAGGCCUUUUGGACUGCCUUGAGAAAGAUGACACAAAUGAGAGGAGGAGGACUGCUGCUCUCUUGGGACUAUCACUCUACAUGUCUGGCGAAAAUCAGGCAAAUGUCAUCAGGAUGUGUGAUGUUCAUGGAGACAUUCUCGAGGAAGCCACGAAGGGGAUGCAAGUUGGUCUACUCGUAGGCUACGAAGGUGAACGGGAUGCCUUUCCUCAGCAGAUAUUCAAUGUGGCAGUUGUGGUCGAGGAGAAAAUUGUACUCUACAACAUGAAAGAUGUGGCUUGCGGCUUUGCGAUGCUUCUUGGACUAAUAUAUUGCUUGAAUCUUCAGUAUCCUCUGGAAAUGAAAUAUUCAUUUGAGUUUCUCCAGAGGGUUGUUAUGAAGAUACAGCCAGACCAAGCCUCUGCCAAAAUACAUGGACUAAAAAACAAACUAGGUAGGAGGUAGAUCAUCAAAGAGUGUAGAAAGUGAGUUCAAUUUAGUGUUGUUCAUUUGUAUGUUCAAGGAUUUUGUGCCUCUACAGCAGGGCUUCUCAAACCCCGGAUCCGGACCGAACUGCAAAUCAAUCCGGACCGA